UAACUGGUUCGGCAAGAAGAAGUUUAAACGUAUCUGUCUGUAUGCUAUUGUUUUAGAGCAGCGCAGAUUACAUUUACACGUCGAGAAAAAUAACACUUUUAAACGAAGAAAGCGAAAUGAGGAUGUCACGCACCACGAUACUCGUGUACUAUAUCGCCUUGUGGAUUUCUGUUGCUCUUUCGAAUGCUGUUCCUGAAUAUCUAGAUGGAUCAGGAGGAGAUGAUGAUGAAGAUUUCUCUGGUUCUGGGGAUGGAGAUAGGUCACCAGAUGUUACCAUGUCUCCCUCAUCCUCGGGUGCAACAGAGCAAACUUCCACAAUUGUGAAGGAAGAGGUAAUAAGCCCUGUAACGGCAACCUCUCCUGAAAUGGCUGAGAAAACUACCUCGGAGAAACAAGAAACCACAGAAGGUGCAGUACACGUUCUUGUGGCUGAUGCAACGACCUCUGUGCCAGUCAGUACUGUAGAGGCAUCGCCCGACCCAACCACUACAGGAGUUGCUUUGCCUGGCAUUGUCAGUGACAAGGAACUUUCAUCCACAGCUAUCAGCUCAACUCUGCCAUCUUUGGUUGAUGUUAGUAAAACUGUGCCGUUAACCUCUGCCAGCAUUAUAGACUCUGAUGCUAAGCCUGAGAGCACAGCAGACUACACCACAUCUGUCAGUAUAACGCUGUCUUUAUCUUCAUCCACCUCCGCUAGUGUCAACGUUGUAGAUGCGGAUGCUAAACCUGACGAUACUGCAGGCCCCGCCACCAGUGUAGGUACAACAUCAGCUUCAACUACCAGUGCUGGUAUUGUAGAUUUUGAUGCCAAGCCAGAGAGUACUGCAGCUUCCAAUAUCAGUGAUGGCAUUGCAGGACCUAACAAAGGCAGGAAAUUGCCUGUGGACACUGAAGACUUGGCAGCAGAGACUUCUCUGGAUGAUAUUUACUUGGAAGUCGCCACGUUCUCCGAAACUGAAAACAAAGUCCAAGCUGAAGUACCACAGAUCACCCAGUCAAAUAACCACCAAGAAGCACCAAAAUUAGGGGACAAUGCUAUGAGCCAAGGACUUCUGGAAAGGAAAGAGGUUCUAGGAGGUGUCAUUGCUGGUGGAAUAAUUGGGCUUGCAUUUGCUGUGUUGCUGGUGGUUCUGAUGGUUUACAGAAUGAAGAAAAAGGAUGAGGGAAGUUAUGCUCUGGAUGACCAGAAGCAUGCUAAUGGAGGUUACCAGAAGCCACAGAAACAAGAGGAGUUCCUGGCAUAAAAUUCCUUGCAGGACAAUUAGUUUGGUUUAUUUGCUUGCUCGUUC
Molecule: messenger RNA, 1289 nt
Organism: Polyodon spathula (Mississippi paddlefish)
Lineage: Eukaryota; Metazoa; Chordata; Actinopteri; Acipenseriformes; Polyodontidae
Product: syndecan-1-like
Exons: 5
Coding region: 117-1244 (375 amino acids)
Biological process (GO): cell migration
Cellular component (GO): cell surface; membrane
Source: RefSeq, a predicted model, not a curated record